AUGACUUACUCGCACAUUGUGACCAUUUGCAGCUCUGAAAACGUUGACAGUCCAAAGUGCAAGGGAAACGGAGAUCCGUGUUCACCAGAAACGGAGGGCGUGAUCGAAAAUUGCAGGCCUGGUGACCUGGACGGUCCAAACUGCAACAGUGAUGGAAAUCAGAGUUCUCCAGAAACUAAGGCGGCCGUAAAAAUGAAUCAAAGUGUUGACAAUCAAAACUUCAAUGAAAAUGGAAAUGAUAAUUGUCCAAGAACAACUGAAGAAAUUAAAACAUCUCAAAGCCAUCACACUCUAAACUGCGAUGGAAUUGACUGUUCUCCAGGAACAACUGCCACAAUUAAAAGGCAUGGUAACCUUGACAAUCCAAACUGCGAUGGAGAUGGAAAACUGUGCUCUUCAAAAUCUAAGGCGACCAUGAAAACGCUUCAGAGUAUUGACAGUAUCAUCUCUGCCAAGGAUGGAGGUGAUUGUUUUGUAGCAAAGACUGAAGAAAUUAAAAACUCUGAAAACAUUGACAGUCCAAACGUUGAUGGAAAUGGAAAUCUGGGUUCUCCAGAAACUAAGGUGGUCUUCAAAAAGUGUGGAAACCCUGACAGUCCAAACUCCAGUGGACUUGGAAAUCAUGGUACUCCAGGAAGAGUUGAAGUAAUUAUAAACUCUAAAAACAUUGACAGUCCAAACGGUGAAGGAAAAAGAGAUCUGGAUCUUUCAGAAACCAAGGUGGUCUUCAAAAAGUGGAAACAUGCGGUUAAUGCUGCAGGCCUUAUGCUGGAACUGAAACCUGGAGGCUUUGGUCUAUUCCAGCGGUGACCAAUGAAGAGAUUGUUGCCGGGGUUACUCACCAGUUGAUGGUGUGGCUCAGUUUCAGCUGCUGCUAGUUGCAGCUCUGGAAACAUUGACAGUGCAAAUGGUGAGGAAAACGAAAGUGGAGGUUCUUCAGGAACAAGCG
Rhincodon typus (whale shark) is the source of this 949-nucleotide messenger RNA. RefSeq lists its product as uncharacterized. The record is from RefSeq and is a predicted model, not a curated record. NCBI's taxonomy places the organism in Eukaryota, Metazoa, Chordata, Chondrichthyes, Orectolobiformes, Rhincodontidae. The transcript has 11 exons. The coding region runs from base 1 to 810 and encodes 269 amino acids.